This is a messenger RNA of Dreissena polymorpha, 750 nucleotides long. Its product is annotated as heme-binding protein 2-like. The record is from RefSeq and is a predicted model, not a curated record. Gene Ontology annotation, cellular component: cytoplasm. Lineage: Eukaryota; Metazoa; Mollusca; Bivalvia; Myida; Dreissenidae. Bases 16 to 582 code for a protein of 188 amino acids. The transcript is spliced from 3 exons.
CAAUCUGUAACGAAUAUGAAUUUCCUGAAAACAGUAGGAAGAAGCCUCGGAUUGGGACUGAGCGAGAAACCAUCCUACACGGUGGUGGAAUCAAAAGAUGGUUACGAGGAGCGGAAGUAUGCGGCCGCCAAGUGGGUGAGCACCACGGUGGAGGGUAUGUCCGUGAAUGGCGCGGGAAACACAGGCUUUUGGCGGUUAUUCAACUACAUCGCGGGGGCAAACGAGCUGGGAACCAAGGUAGAUAUGACGGCGCCCGUUGCAACCCGCGUAGUCCCGGGGGCCGGGCCUAAUUGCGAGAGCACGUUCACCGUGUCAUUUUACGUUCCGCCGAAACACCAGGAGUCACCGCCGGCACCCACGGGCAACGAUGUGUUCAUCGAAUCCUUCCCGGAAAUGACGGUUUACGCCAGCAGUUUCGGAGGUUUCGCUGACGACGAGAAGUGGAUCGAACAUGCACGGGUUUUGUCCGAAAAGCUGAAGCAUAACAAUAUUCACCAAGAGUUUUAUUUCACCGCUAGGUACGACAGCCCCUUUAAGUUGUUUAACCGACUGAACGAGGUCUGGUUCGUGAAAAAGGAUUAAUGAGUCAUGGCGGACCAAGAAGUAAAAUAAGGCGAAACGGAAGUAUAUCGCAAAAACAUGUGUCACAUCGAGAUAUUUCUCGGGCGGGAGAAGCAUUGUUUGAGUAAAAUACGUCGUAAGCUGUCUUGGACCGAAGACUCAAAUAUUGAUUUCAAAUACCGUUACUUG